Molecule: messenger RNA, 2831 nt
Organism: Rubroshorea leprosula
Lineage: Eukaryota; Viridiplantae; Streptophyta; Magnoliopsida; Malvales; Dipterocarpaceae
Source: the annotation of a GenBank genome assembly
AUGCUUGGAUUAUUGCUAAGAUGUUGUGGCGCUUGAUAGAUCUUUUCAACUUGGAAUAGGUUCAGCAAGAUUGUAGCAGAAGUCAAGCCGGUUCUGAAGGUGAUUUCUUUGAAUUUUCUAGUUUGAUCCAUGGGAAAGCAUCUUCGAAACAAAAGUGCAGGGAUUUCCUUUCAGAAUCAUCAUCCAGGAUGCAUGUGGGGCAUACUUCAUGUUCUUAAGUAUCAUAAUUGGCCUUAUAUCAAGAAAAGAGUUCCAACCAAGAAUAAUGGUGGUAGGAAACAUGCUGCUGGGCAAAAGGGCCCAGAAAAUGACAUAAACUCCUCAAGUGCUGGGGUGUCCACAGUUCCCAGCAAUUCAGAGGUGACCAGUUCUAGGGUUAAGGAAAAGGCGGCACAGUCAACUUCAGGGGGUAAAAGUUCUGUCAAAUCUCGACUUAAGGCACUCAUUCUCGAAGAAAAAUCUAGAAGGAAGGGACAUCACCGAAGUUCAACCUACCCCAUAAAGUCACAAUUGACACGAACUGAUUCAAUUCAUCGUGGUGAACAUCCUGAACUUGGCCCUCUUGCUGAUACAACUUUAAAUGAGCAAAGUAUAAGAAUUCCUAACCAAAAUAAUGAGCCUUCCUUAGCUACCAGCUCUCUGGAUCCUGUGUUACCACAAUCCUCUGAGGAACUGGUUACCAUUGAUGAAAGUUGUGGAGAGUGUAGCAGAAUGUUAACAGGUAAUGACUUAUGGCAUGACCAUGUUGAUGAUAAUGCAAAGCAAGAGACUGAGUAUGACCCGCUUUUUCACAAAGAUCUACACGACAGAAAGCAAUCUGUAUUGAAGCAGAAGACGGAUGGUGCAAAAAGAAUAGCUAAAAGUGCUUCAGCUAUUUACUCACGACACAUGCUGGAUUCUACAGACAUAUUCAAUAUGAACAAGGAGUUUCUAUUGAAAAUACUAGAAGAUCCCGGUUCUCCUCUGGCUCAUUACUUCCAUAAACAACAGGCUGUCAGAGCCAAAAUGGGAUUAACGAAGUCUGAGUCAUUUCCUUUACCUCGAUCAUCAAGAAGAAGAGGUUCUGGACCAAGCAGACAAAAGAACAAUCAGGUUAGUAUUCGGCCCCCUGCAAAAAGAGAGGAGUUUCAAGUUUGUCUUCAAGAAGAAAAGCCACCGAGGCCUGAGUCUGCAGAAGAUAUCUGCAAAAAGUCAAUGCCAUUAAUAGCUGCUGAGCACAGGGCAGAUGGAAUUAUGAAACUAAAUCAAGCAAAGGAAAGUGCUGAUCAUUCUUCUCUUGGUUCAGCCCACCAUUCUAAAAAGUCUAGAGAAAAUCAAGCGGUCAUGAAGCGCUUCAGAGAUCUUAAGCAGAAGAUAAAGCAUGCAAUUAAGGAGGGCAAAAAAGAAAGGUAUAGAAUAACUAUGGAUGCUGUCCUUCACAAAAUUCCUCAUAGAAAGGGGUUCUCCAAGGACUUGACCAGGGAGACUCUUGAUCAAGUUAAGGAUCCCUCAAGGAAGAGAGAUAAUUCUCGUGCACAUUCUACUUGCAAGAGCGGACUGAAGCACAUUCAAAGAACAACAUCUCUUAAUGAGUCCAUGGAUAGAUAUCUGCACUUGUUUGAAUCUAGCUGCCAUAGAGAAGCUGAGCAACACACCCCUGAGAAGCCAAAAUUAAGAAUAGAAGAGGCAGUUUUGCCUCGUAGAAGUGCCCCAAAAUCUUUGGGAAGGAUCCGUUCAUCACCUGAACUCCAUACUUACUACUAUCUAAGCGAGGACUCUACUGAUGCUUUUUCUUCGGAUAUGCCAGCGAGUACUGUUGCAGACAGCACUUUAAGCAUUAGCAGUUUAAAUGAAAAAAAGGUCGGAGAUAUUUCUACAGAUCCAGAAGACCACUUUCAAUCAGAUACUCUUUUGAAAAGUGAAUCUGAAGAUGAUUUGGUAGAUUUUAGUGAAAAGUACAUAGCUAAUGAAGAUCCAUUAGGAUCAAAUUCAGAAGCAAAGGUAGAAGACAUCAUCCGUCUGUCAGGCAACUUGAUUGUAGGGGACACUGCUACUCAAAGUGGACAGAAAUUUGAGCCUGAAACAAUAUCUACUGCAAAACUGGAAGACUCAAUUUCUGACCUUGUGCCUGAAUCCAAUUUUGGAGAGGAUACAACCAGUCUAACGGAACUUUCCUCAUCAGCAGAUACCUUACUAACAACUAGCAGCAAUGACUCGGAGAAAGAACAAGUUUCAGAGAUGGAUUUAAACGGUGACAUUUUGCAAGUUCAAGUGGAGGCAAAAGACAAAGCUAAUUUUGAUUACGUGAGAGAUAUACUGGAGCUAUCUGGAUUCAGUGGUGAUGAAGCCCUUGGUUCAUGGUAUUCAAUUGACCAGCCUGUAGAUCCUUUGGUGUAUGAGGAAGUAGGGGGCUGCAUGCUGUGUGACCCUGACAGUUUGGUGAGCAAAGAAGGCAGUAUUUGCAACCACCAACUUUUGUUUGAUCUAAUCAAUGAGGUAUUGAUGGAUAUUUAUGAGAAAUCAUAUUGUCACUGUCCCAGGCCCCUAUCUUGCCUGAGCCACAUCCGUCCAAUGCCUGUAAGAUACCAUGUUCUAGAGGAGGUCUGGGCAAAUAUAAGCUGGUACUUGAACUUUGAACCUGGAAAUGACCAACCACUAGAUUAUGUUGUGAGCAGAGAUCUAUCAAGGAGUGAUGGUUGGAUGAACCUCCGGUUUGACACAGAAGGUGUGGGGCUUGAGCUGGAGGAAUUGAUUCUUGAGGAUCUUUUGGAGGAAGUCAUGUGGACUUAAAGGUUGUGGUAGAUAAGGCAUGCCAUAAAGUUAGUGAAGAAUAAUAAAUACUAUGUGUAUUA